CAGCUGCAUGGCUUGUCCUUCUCUCGAUACCCUAUCACACCGCCGGAAGUUGCCAGCGCAUGGGAUAAUUCCUUCUUCCCGUACCCGGAACUGAUUGGCUUGGCCGUGUCUCAAACCUAAACGGGCUGCCGUGAGAAGGAAAGGGAACUACCACGUGUGCGGCCCGACAAACGCCGCAAGGCCAUUUUCUUCAAAAGCCCCAUCAAAGCCUCGCUCCUGCCAACAUCACAACAUCAUUUCGAUACAUCACGCAAGCAAUGGAGGAAUUGGGUCUAUUUGUUCAACUUCUCCUUUACCAUGGCGCCAGUCACCACAAUUAAGAACACGGAGAAACUACUUCUCAAAACAUGUCAAAAAGUACUGGGAACCUCAAAAACUGAUUUCGGCGUCGAAACCAAUUUUAUUCAAUGGGGAGUGACAUCUCUCGACAUCAUCAAGCUGAAAGGGAACUUGCAACAAGAACUGGACUGCGGGAAUGAGAUCCCGUUGACCACAAUCCUGUCAAAUCCAACGGUUCGCUCCCUAUCACAAGCACUCGCAGAGGGAGCGCCAGGUAGCGAGACAUAUACUCCUGCAGUUGUUCUUCAGCCUAAAGGGAAAAGGGCUCCACUCUGGCUUUUCCACCCUGACAAUGGCGAAGUCCUAGUCUUCCUUGGCCUCGCCAAACUUAUCAGCGACCGCCCAGUCUUCGCUCUGAGGGCCCGAGGGUUCAGCCCUGGUGAAACUUUCUUCUCUUCGAUCAACGAAGUGGUCAAUGAAUACCACAAAGCAAUAAAGACGCAGCAACCUUACGGUCCAUAUGCACUAGCUGGCUACGAGUACGGGUCAAUACUUGCAUUCGAGGUUGCCAAGGUUCUCACGGGGAGCGGAGAAGAGGUCCGGUUUCUUGGCACUUUCAAUUCCUCACCACACAACGCACACCAAUCGAGUCAGAUAGACUGGUCGCUGUGUCUGCUUAAUCUUGCUGUUUCUCUCGGACUUCUCUCGGAACAACAUAAGGCAUCGGUCGUCCAAUAUUUUCCAGCACUGGCGAAAGGAGAGGCUGUCCAACAUAUCCAGCAUGCAUCAGAUCCCACUCGGAUGGCCGAACUUUGCCUUUCAGGGGACGCAUUGGCGGAUUGGGCAGAUGUUGCAUUUUCACUGCAAAAAAUGGCUGUGGGUUACCUACCUAGUGGGGAAGUGGGUAAUAUAGACGUUUUCUGCGGUGGGCCACCCCCAACUGCGGCUAACGAGGAAGAUUGGGUUGCAAAACACUUGAGGAGAUGGAGGGAGUUUGGACGAGACGUUAAUUUCGUAGAAAUUGAAGGUGAUAUCCAUGGAGGAAUGCUUGGACCGGAUUCUGCAGCAACUUUUCAGAAGACUUUGAGUAAAGUUCUGCUGGCAAGAGGUCUAUGAAACUUUCAACUAGGUGCAAUAUCGAAUAAGAAAUUUUGUGCUAGGGCAGAUGAAUAUAAUUAAUUUUUUUCGC
Molecule: messenger RNA, 1468 nt
Organism: Hyaloscypha bicolor E
Lineage: Eukaryota; Fungi; Ascomycota; Leotiomycetes; Helotiales; Hyaloscyphaceae
Product: alpha/beta-hydrolase
Exons: 1
Coding region: 298-1395 (365 amino acids)
Biological process (GO): biosynthetic process
Source: RefSeq, a predicted model, not a curated record